Pieris macdunnoughi is the source of this 366-nucleotide messenger RNA. NCBI's taxonomy places the organism in Eukaryota, Metazoa, Arthropoda, Insecta, Lepidoptera, Pieridae. The record is from the annotation of a GenBank genome assembly.
AUGAAGUUUAUUCUAGUUUUGUUUGCCGUCGUAGCUUUCGUAUAUGCAGAGCAAUAUACAGAUAGAUAUGACAAUAUAAAUGUAAAUGAAAUUUUACAAAAUAAACGUUUGGUUAUGUCGUAUGUCAAAUGUUUAUUGGACCAAGGAAGGUGUACGCCAGAGGGUAACGCGCUAAAGGAGCACGUUAAAGAUGGUAUGCAGACAGGAUGCAAAAAAUGUACAGACAAUCAGAGGAGAGGAGCAAGAAAAGUCGUCCGACAUCUUCGUGAGAACUAUGACAAUUAUUUCAAAGACAUCGUUAAGAAAUACGACCCUAAAAAUGAAUAUGAAGAAAUAUACGAAUCGUUUUUGGCCUCUGAUGAUUAG